Messenger RNA from Scheffersomyces coipomensis, 2313 nucleotides. RefSeq lists its product as uncharacterized. Lineage: Eukaryota; Fungi; Ascomycota; Pichiomycetes; Serinales; Debaryomycetaceae. The record is from RefSeq and is a predicted model, not a curated record. The coding region runs from base 1 to 2313 and encodes 770 amino acids. Gene Ontology annotation, molecular function: RNA binding. The transcript has a single exon.
AUGAGUUCUGAAGACCUACCGUCAUUACCUAUUGUUUCAUCUGGUUCUUCUUCAUCAUGUUCGACUCCGUCUUUGAAUCCGGCUCAAGUACAAUUAUUACAAACUUUAAAAGAUAACUUAUUUAAAAUUGAUAAUGAUCAAGAGUCGGAUUCUGGAGGGGAUGAAACUGGCUCUAAUUCGUUUUCCUCGACCAAUUCUACUUUCCCUGUCAUGGUAAAGAUCUUAUCUGAUGACAUUUCUAUUUUACCUCAUGAUUUGAUCUCAUUUUUUGAAUUUAAGGAUCAAGCCAUAUCUCAAACCUCAAUUAUACCAGUAUCAUUAAAAUCUCAAUUGGAUCAAUUUUUAACUAAAUUAACACGUCAAUUAAACAUUGAAUAUGAAUUAAAUUAUGAUAAAUUCAUUAGUCAUCCAGGUGUGGUGUUCAUUAAAAAUAUUUCUCCUGACUUAAUCAUUGAUAAUAGCCAAUUAUCCUCAUUUGAAAUCGACGAAAUAAAUGAUUCUAUAACUAUUACUGAUAAAACCAAUAAAUUUAUCAAGUUUUUGAAUGAUAAUGUAAGUUUUAAAUCAUUUAAUAACUUAAAGAUCUUUAAUUUUAAAAAUCAACCCAAUUCUUCAUCAUCAAAUUCAUCCUUAAAUAGUGGUCAAAAUACUUCCAAUAUUAUCAAUAAUAAUUAUAGUUAUGCGAUAGUUAAAUUUGAUAACUAUUUGGAUGUAGAUUAUUUGCUUCAAAACUUAAACAAACCAGUUCCAUCUAAUCAAUCCAAUAUUUUCAAUCAUAAAUCAACCAUUCCAUUAUUUGUAAAUCGAUACAUUAAUAAACGGGAAAGAAAUAAACAACAACAUCAACAUCAACUUCAUCAUCAUCAUCAUCAUCAUAAGACACCUCAUCAUAAUCAAGACAUGGAUAAUAAUCAAAAUUUGAAUACAGCAUCCUUCGAUUUAAUCAUUGUAGAGAAUUUAUUCAAAUUCUUGCCUAACCAAGAUAAAAUCACCAAACUGGAAUUCCAAAGUUUUAUUGAUGUUUUCAAACAGUUCAACCCUCAAAUUGAAUUUAUUCAUUUUCCCAUUAAUAAUGAAAGUAAUAACAUAACUGAUAAGGAUGCAUAUGAGUUAGUUUAUAAUUUUGGAUAUUUUAAAUUCAUUCAUUCACCAAAUUUAAUAGAAUUAACUUUGAAAAUUCUUUACUAUUUAAAUGAUUUAACUUGGGAGCAAUUUAUUAAUUUUAAAAUGAAAGACCAUAAGGAUUCAGAUUUAUUAUACCAUACCCCUAAUUUAGAGCCAAUAGAAAAUGGAAUCAAAAUAAAUAUCGUUCAACAUAAACAUAAUCAUUUGCUCACUCAAUCAAUUUCUACUUCAACUUCGAGCAAUCCUGUCACUUUAUAUUUGAAUGAUUUAUCAGAUCUUAUCGUAUCACCCUAUUCUUUACCUAAUUUGUCAUCAGUAUUACUAAGAUUUAUUAAUUAUCAAGAUACUAAUAUAUACGUAAAUAAUUUAUCAAUACUAUUUAAGAAUGAUGAUGACCUAUGGAAAUUAUUUUGGAAAAAUUUUGGAUCUAUAAAGUCAGCAACUAUUAUCAAACCUAACUUUUAUAAUAAUAAAGAUGAAUCAUCGUCGACGAAGUAUGGUAGGAUUGGGUUUAUCUUUUAUGAACAUUUCAAGAUGUCAAUCAAAGCUAUGUUGCUUACCAAUAACAAAUCAAUAUCAAUUCAAAGUGGUUCAAGAAAACAAACUUAUUUAAUUCAAUCAUGUUUUGCAAUUCAAAAACCAAAUUUCAAAUACAGUUCAAGUUCAAAUAUACAUUCAUCAAGUAGUGGUAAUGCUUUAAACCUUUCGUCGUCGUCGUCUUCUUCUAAUUCAUUCCAUUUUCAACAACUGCAACUGCAACUAUCAUCACAUCAACAAGUUCAACAACAACAAGGGCAAUCAUCCCAACAAUCAAUCCAACCACCCCAUCGUCGUGUAUCCCAAGAUCAUUCACAACAACAGUUCCAAUUCCAACAAAGACCCUCGUUAAUAGUUGCACAUCCAACUCAACAACCUCCUCCAUUACCACAAGGUUAUUCAUAUAUGUAUAUUCCUCAAUAUCCUAAUGCUGCUCAACCUCCUCCACCAGAUCAUCAAUAUCCUUCACUCCAACCUCCUCCUAUGCCUACUUACUUCUAUCAAUUACCUCCAUCACCUACAUCUUAUGCUCAUAAUCCAGCAGGAAUGAGUAAUCAUUCUCCUACCUACAAUUACUAUCAAAACUCAUAUGAUUACUUCUAUCAACAUCCAUCAGAGGAGAACGAGGAUAAAGAUGAGGACACAUUUUAG